CGAGUUCAGCCGAUUGUGAGCGAUGCUAUAUCCGUGUAAACCUUAACUGAACGCUAGCUAUCGAGCUAAUACGUUACUGUUUUGGUGUUGUAUCUGUUGCCUUUUUUAUUCAUAUUAGCUGGACGACCAAAGAGUGUAACGUUUACAGAUCUCACAUAAUGGACAGUGAAUUGUCUGACAUUGAGCAUGCUCCAGGGCCUGAGAGCAGCAGUAUGGACGGGGAGAAUGCACCACUGUACUGUAUCUGCCGGAAACCAGACAUCAACUGCUUCAUGAUUGGAUGUGAUAACUGUAAUGAGUGGUUCCAUGGCCACUGCAUCAACAUCACUGAGAAGAAGGCGAAGGCAAUCCGGGAAUGGUAUUGCAUGAGAUGCAAAGAUAAAAACUCCUCUCUGGAAAUAAAGUAUAGAUCAAAGAAAAACCGAGAGAAGGAAGUUGAGUUUGACAGAGAAUCUGAUAGACAGUACAGCACCCCGAGUACUCCUGACUAUAAGAGUGAAAGGCGGCGAGGAUCUAAAGUGAAGCGUUCAGUCCGAAUGUGUGGGGAAUGUGAGCCCUGCAGAAGGACUGAGGACUGCGCUCAGUGUGACUUCUGCAAGGACAUGAAGAAGUUUGGAGGCCCCAACAAAAUCAGACAGAAGUGCAGGUUUAGGCAAUGUGAGGUCCGAGCCAGGGUGCAACAUGCUGCGGCUUCUUUUGCACAGAAAAUGCUGCGUGUGAAGGAUGAGGAAUUGUCUUUGCAAGAAAGGAGGGAGAAUUCCUACCACAGAAGGAGGCGAUACUCCGAGGACUACGACAGUGAGGCGGAUCUCUACCAGCAGUACAAGGCAGCGGGGAUGAACAAUAGCAUGGGAUGGAAUAGUGAUGAAGAUGAUGAACCGCCUUUCAGUCCCGUCAUGCGUAAGAAAGCUGUGAAGGUGAAGCACGUCAAGAGACGAGAAAAGAAGUUUGAUAAGAAAAAGGAGUCCCGACGACACAAACAGAAACAGAAACACAAAGACAGAACCCGAUCCAGUGAGAAGGGCGACCUCCGGGAUAACACCGGACAGCGUCAGUGUCUGGGGCCGAGCUGCGUGGAGGCAGCAAAAGCCAACUCCAAAUACUGCUCUGAGGACUGUGGCAUGAAGUUAGCCGCCAACCGUAUCUAUGAGAUCCUCCCUCAGCGUAUCCAGCAGUGGCAGCAGAGUCCCUGCAUCGCCGAGGAGCACGGCAAGAAGCAGCUGGAGCGCAUCCGUCGGGAUCAGCAGAACGCCCGGCUGCGCCUCACAGAGAUGGAGCGACGCUUCCACGAGCUGGAAGGCAUCAUCACCAAGGCCAAGCAGCAGGCGGUUCUCCAGGACGAGGAGAUUAAUGAAAAUGACAGCGAGGACACAGACCUGCAGAUUUUCUGUGUGUCUUGUAGUCAUCCCAUCAAUCCAAAAGUGGCGCUGAGACAUAUGGAGAGAUGUUACGCAAAGUAUGAGAGUCAGACUUCCUUUGGUUCCAUGUACCCUACAAGGAUAGAAGGAGCAACCAGACUCUUCUGUGACGUGUACAAUCCCCAAAGCAAAACGUAUUGUAAGAGGCUUCAGGUUUUAUGUCCAGAACAUUCCAGAGAUCCUAAGAUCCCAGUGGAUGAGGUGUGUGGGUGUCCUCUGGUGAAGAAUGUGUUUGAGCUGACUGGAGAUUACUGCAGGGUCGGCAAAAGAAAAUGCAACAAACAUUACAACUGGGAAAAGCUCAGGAGAGCAGAGGUGGACUUGGAGCGAGUCAGGGUGUGGUACAAGUUGGACGAGCUCUUUGAACAGGAGCGUAAUGUCAGGACUGCAAUGACCAACAGAGCUGGUCUGCUCGCUCUGAUGUUGCACCAAACUAUUCAGCACGACCCUGUCACGACCGAUCUCCGUAGCAACAAGGAUAGGUAGUCGCCCCGGUCUGUUCUCGGAUCACUGUACGUAAUGCGAGAUUUGAGUGUUAAGGAUUUAAACAAUGACUACCAUUUGGACGAAAAUUGAUUUUCUAACUAGAUAAUUAUUUUAAAAUCUUUGUAUCAUAAUUAACUGUAAGAGGUAAAUGGAUAUAUAUUUUUCCUGACUGUGGUAGAUGAACUGCUGCUGAUUGAAAACAGCUGUUUUUGGUAUGCCCAGAAUAAACACUGUGACUUAUCUGCUA
Molecule: messenger RNA, 2151 nt
Organism: Cottoperca gobio
Lineage: Eukaryota; Metazoa; Chordata; Actinopteri; Perciformes; Bovichtidae
Gene: cxxc1b
Product: CXXC finger protein 1b
Exons: 14
Coding region: 159-1904 (581 amino acids)
Biological process (GO): positive regulation of DNA-templated transcription
Cellular component (GO): Set1C/COMPASS complex
Molecular function (GO): DNA binding; zinc ion binding
Source: RefSeq, a predicted model, not a curated record